Molecule: messenger RNA, 957 nt
Organism: Rhododendron vialii
Lineage: Eukaryota; Viridiplantae; Streptophyta; Magnoliopsida; Ericales; Ericaceae
Exons: 3
Coding region: 49-840 (263 amino acids)
Cellular component (GO): plasma membrane
Molecular function (GO): electron transfer activity
Source: RefSeq, a predicted model, not a curated record
UGUGCGUGUUUUCUUUGAUCAUCAUCAUCAAUAUACCCAUAAAUCAUCAUGAGUCGUUUCUUCUCAUCCUUUGUGAGAAUUAAUUCAGCAAUGACUAUUGUCAAGAUAAUACUCCUACUUGGUCUACUGCCACUUUCAUUCACCUCUCCAACAGAUGAGGCCAUAGGCCGCCUCCUCUGCCAUCCCGAUCCCACAAAAACCGAUGAAUUCCCUGGCAUAAUACGGUUCCCAAUCCCUCACGAUUCCGAUUCGAUCCCUCCAGAGUUUCGUGCUCUGGUGGGGACCGAAUUCGCCCGUCCAAAGGAUCACCAAUACCCCACCGUUCGCUUUUGUGGGGCCUCCAUCCUCGUUAUUAAUCGAACAUCACCCUUCUGGCCUUCUCGAAACCACCCAGUUGACAAUGAAGUUCAUCAGUUUCUGGGGUACCCGUAUAUUUCAGCGGAACAACUCUUUGAUGACUCUUUUCCAUCAAUUCAGUCUGACCAACUCGAAUCCAUAAACUAUCACACCGUCGGUGGUGGAUUGAAAGGCUGGACCAUGAACUUGAACCCUGCGGAGUGGGCCGCUAACGAACAAUUUAUGGUUGGAGACGCUCUAAUGUUUGUUUACGAAAGGAAUCAUUACGACGUGUUGGAGGUGAGUCGAAGCGGCUACGAUAAUUGCGAUGAUAGAAAUUUGCUUAUGAACGUGACCAAAGAUGCGGAUAUGGGGAGUAUUUUUAAACUGACCGAGGCUAAACCUUACUACUUUAUAAGUAGUAGAGAUCGUUGCCUUCAAGGUCUUAAGCUAGCAAUCGAUGUCCAUGACUACACCUCCUCCUCCGCUGCCGCCACAGACUGAGUACUCAUCUGCAAACACAUGCACCCUAAACGUGAUCUUGACUUCAGUUCUUAAGCUGGUUGGGUCGAUCAAUCCUUUUUUUUGGUGGAAGAAGGUUUAUAUUUUCUUUCUUAUGCU